ACCUCGAACAAGUCCGAUUGUACUUGAAAGGUAACACACAAUCAAUCAUAUAGCUACAAAUUGUAUUCCGGGUCGAAUAAGUUUUAUUGGUUAAAUAAGUUAUUGAACGAGUGACAUUAUUUUUGUAUGUAAACAUUCGUACAGUGAUGUUGUAAACGUUUGAAAAACACAUCUUUCGGGACACGGUGAGUGGUCCCGAUACAAGUAAUUUUUAUCUAUCUGAAUCCCCUACAAGGAAGGAGCUUAUACUGUUGCUCAACGACAUACCAUAAUCAGCAAGCAUACCAAAGAAAGCAUAAUGAGCAUGAACAGAACUAUUCUAUAUACUCGAUUAAACUCUAGUCAAACACCUCGAAAAUCAUUAAUUCUGAGGAUAGUUCUGCCUCUAGUAGCCGUAUCCUUCGUUUUGUUUUGUGCCGUGGGGUAUCUCAGUUCACAGCCUACUUACCAUGUGUACGGCCGUCACAGCAAUCAACACUCGCCCAUCACUCAGCAGUACGUCAACCAAUCACAGUUAAUGGAACAGUUAAGAUCUCUUUACGAUUGUAAAUCCGUAGACGACAGCUAUCGCAUCGAGCAGCGUGGUAACUUCUGGGUGUUGAAAAAUUUCAUCACCCCUGACAGGGAGCAGCCUCUUCGCUGCUAUGAAACCAUAACCUACACAACCCACGCAGAUUAUCGGUUCUUGGAGAAUAUUGUUCCGCUGUUGGAGCGGUGGCAAGCUCCGAUCAGUAUUGCAGUGUAUGCACCGGGGGAAGAGUUUGACCUAGCAAUCGAGGCGCUGCGGUUCCAUAUGUUUUGCCAUCGGCAGUCGUACCUGAUGGAGGAGUACGCCUCGGUACAUCUUUACUUUGAUUUUGAUCGUAUGCCAUCGAAACCGAUCGAUUACUACCGCAACCUCACCUUCAAACCCUACAACUGUCCAGUCAAUAGCGAAGGAUCUCCGGAACCGGACAGAACCUCCAAUCGCGAGUAUCCGGUGAAUGUGGGACGAAAUAUCGCCCGGGAUGCUGCGCAGACCCAUUUCGUGCUAGCCAGUGACAUUGAGCUCUAUCCGAAUCCGGGUUUCAUCGAAAUGUUCCAGCGCAUGAUCGCGAAUCCAGUCUACCGGUACACGUUGCAAACUCCCAGCGUCUAUGUGCUGCCAAUUUUCGAAGUGGCGGAAACCUCUACCGUCCCCGAGGAUAAGAUCGAGCUGUUGAGGAUGAUGAAACAUGGUGAUGCGAUAAAAUUCCACGAGAAGAUUUGUGAGCAAUGCCACACCGUACCGAAUUACGAGGAGUGGAAGCGAGUAAUCAAAACGGAUGAAACCAUGGACAUUUUGGUCACUGCUAAAAGGAAGGGUCAGUUCGAGGUGUGGGAACCGAUCUACGUUGGUACGAAGCAGGAUCCCCUGUACGACGAGCGGCUUAGCUGGGAGGGGAAGUUCGACAAAAUGACUCAGGGAUACAUUAUGUGUGUUUUAGGUUACAACUUUCAUGUGUUGGAUAAUGGCUUUCUGGUGCACAAACCAGGAAUGAAAACUGUCAGCGAAGCUUCGAGACCGGAUUUAGAGAAUAGGCAGAGAAAGUUCAUCGAUACUACAAUUUUCGCUGAGUUAAAAAUCUUGUUUGGCGAAGCUCAUUCCUGUUCGAUUACGUGA
Molecule: messenger RNA, 1642 nt
Organism: Topomyia yanbarensis
Lineage: Eukaryota; Metazoa; Arthropoda; Insecta; Diptera; Culicidae
Product: beta-1,4-glucuronyltransferase 1-like
Exons: 5
Coding region: 299-1642 (447 amino acids)
Source: RefSeq, a predicted model, not a curated record